UCAAAGUGCGUGUGAGACACUUUUUUAAAGUGUUCUACUUAAAGUACUCGUAUUGAAUGUCGAUUAAUUUCCACGAGUGUAAUGUUGGCCUGAUUCGGGUGUCUAUAGAAGUACUUGUAUUACGUUUACAUUUCAGCUAUUGAUAGACUAAGAUUCCCCAUGAGGGAAUCUGUCCAUUAUUGGUCAGUGGCGCAUCUGACCCCGCCCGCUUGGAGAUUGGCCAGCGGUCAGUUUCUGGAUGAGGUAUAUAAGCAACUGCCGCACAGCCAGUUGCCAAUACCUUCCCAGUUCGCUUAGAAAUUUUUUAGCCUGCUUGUUGCAGAUAACCUUGUAGCCUGCUUAUUGCAGAUAGCCUUGUAGCCUGCUUAUUGCAGAUAGAUACGUGCCUUCUCUUGUAAUACGUGCAAUAACUGUUUUUGCUCCCACUACUACCAACGGUCAAUUCUACAAUGGUUUCCAAGAACGAGCUGAAGAAACUGAAGGUUCCGGAGCUUAAGAAAGCCUGUCGCGACGCUGGCCUUGACGACACCGGCGUACGCAAAACCCUACUGGCCCGACUUUACGCACACAAUAGUAUCCCACCUUCUCGCAUGGAGGGCGUCGUGGAAGCCAACGGCGUGGUUGCCCCGAAUGACCACCCUGUAAGACCUCCCGUCGGCAUAGCUGCUGCUGGACCGAUGGCCGAGCUGAUUACUGUAUGCGGCCUUGCACCAGCCACCUUGCUUGAUCUGGAGGAAGCCGGCUUCACCAACCUUGACAAACUCCUCCGCCUUCACCAAAGCAAAUCGUACCCGAAGGAUUUGGAGUUCAUCAAGCUCCCCGCCGACCGCAACGAGAUUCAGAUUUUCAUCAGUCAACGAGCGUCACUGGCUGUGUCCGAUCUCCGCCAACUGUUACGUUCCCGCAACAGUAAUGCCGGAUCCGCGCAAGCCAACGUGCCGGUUGCCAUUACCACCAACGCCCCGCAUGGCACCGAUCACCCGCAGCCAGUCCCGUCGACCAGUGCGGCCGGCAGCAACCGUGGAAGGGCUCGCUCUCGUGGCUACUCCGCCAACCGCUCGCAUCACCACUACGGCCGCCAGCAGUCGACCACUGCGCAUUCGGAUUCCCAACAGCUUUAGGCGACCAGAACGUUUCGAAACUGAGUGUAAAUCGAAAACCUCCUCGAAUAUUACGAAGGAAAUCAGUUCCAAAGGUUAAUCACCGGUUAACUUACACCGACGUCGAAUCAGGUGGGACUGGUAUGGUUUAUGAAGCGCAGGAGGUGCGGCGUUGUCUGCAAGAAGGUUGGCUGGACAGCCCGCAUAUGACACAUAAAGACACACUUGCCAUAAUGAACAUCGAGGAGGAAGUGCUGAACCAGCUCGGCGUCAAUUAAAAUGACCUUUACAAAGAUGGCAAAUAUGCCGGUUAAUCCUGUCUACGAUGAAGUGUAGUAACGGCAUAUUAAUAAUAACCAAUAAUAUACCGGUAUACUACACUACAUUAGCCAAUAACACGGCGGUCACGCCAAGUUGCCGGCUUCCAUUCAAAAAAAAUUCCGAUUAACGAAUGGUAAAAAACUUAAACUUUUUUGACUUCUACGGUAUCACCCUAUGUAUCCUACAUGUUUUGAUGCCGUACUUCAUAUGAAAUUUUGCACUUACUACUAAGUCUACUAUUAUGGAAUUAAUCCGAAAGUCUCUUUUACUUUUCUCUUCCUGAGUUUGCCUACUUGGCUACCAUGCAUCACCGGCAGGUGCAACAAUCAAUAUCAACCUAUUGGAGUUCGUGGUCCGCGGGAACGAAACUUCGAACGUGAGCGCUUUGAACGCCGUAUUGGAUAAAGGAGAAGAGAAUCUACGAACCAAGCUACCUACAGAGUACAUAAAGUUGUCCAGCCAGUGCAAAGUCCGGUUUCGAUUCUGUAUUUGCUGUGGGUGGGGACCUUCCAUUGCUGGGCAA
Paramacrobiotus metropolitanus is the source of this 1944-nucleotide messenger RNA. RefSeq lists its product as uncharacterized. The transcript is spliced from 2 exons. Bases 450 to 1121 code for a protein of 223 amino acids. Lineage: Eukaryota; Metazoa; Tardigrada; Eutardigrada; Parachela; Macrobiotidae. The record is from RefSeq and is a predicted model, not a curated record.